ACACAGCUCUCACAUCACAUCCAGCUCCUCCGCGCGACCAAAUCUGCCGUCUCCGCCGCCGCCGCCACAGCCGCAGCAGCUCGCACCGGAGCGAUCCGCGCCCCCGCCGCGCUCGCGAUGAACACGGAUAUCACCGCGUCGACGAAGCCGGAGUACCCGGUGGUGGACCGGAACCCAGCCUUCACCAAGGUGGUCGGCAACUUCUCCGCUCUCGACUACAUGCGCCUCUCCACCAUCUCCGCCGUCUCCGUCACAGUCGGCUACCUCUCCGGGAUCAAGCCGGGGAUCCGGGGCCCGUCGAUGGUGACGGGCGGCCUCAUCGGGGUCAUGGGAGGGUUCAUGUACGCGUACCAGAACUCCGCGGGGCGCCUCAUGGGAUUCUUCCCCAACGACGCCGAGGUCGCGCGCUACAAGUACAAGCUGUAGUGAGGAUCCAUCGUCCCCUUGUCGCGUCGCAACUGUUAUGCCUUUUACCCUUCCUGACUACUGUUAGCUUCACAGUUCUUGAUCUGGGCACUGUAUGGCCUUGGUUGAAUAAAUAUGGUAUGCUGUUGCACAGCUAUGAGGAUUUGAUGAUACAAUUCAGCUCCUCUUGUUGUGGUUUGGUGAGAAUUUCAUCACCAUUUCCGUGAACUUAUGAACUUCAAAGUGAUUCCUGGAUUAAACUUGGCAA
Messenger RNA from Panicum hallii, 673 nucleotides. RefSeq names its product NADH-ubiquinone oxidoreductase 20.9 kDa subunit. The transcript has 2 exons. The record is from RefSeq and is a predicted model, not a curated record. NCBI's taxonomy places the organism in Eukaryota, Viridiplantae, Streptophyta, Magnoliopsida, Poales, Poaceae. The coding region runs from base 118 to 426 and encodes 102 amino acids.